AUGUGAUUCCAGCAUCAUAAAGCUUUCUGGAGACAUUCACUUCAUCAGGCAUGAGCAUCGGCAACUCGAAAAAAGAAUUCAAGAGCUCAUGUCUGCCCUAGAAACUGUUUCUAAGAACUUGGAUAUGAAGGUAACACAGCUCUUAGGAAAGAUAGAGGCUUCCAGUUCUGAGCAAACUUCAAAUUUAAAGAUGGUCCAGGGGGAUUAUCGCCAUGAAGUGAACCUUUUGGAGUUCAAAGUUAAUUCACUAUCAACAAAUGUAUACGAAGAAAUUGAGAACCGUCAAAAAUGGACAGAAAACCAGUUCAUCAAAUAUGAAAAAGUCCACCUUGACCAUGUAAAUCAGUGUCUGAAGCUCCUGCAGGAGAAACUGGCUACGUCUGAAAAUAAAAUGGAAGAAAAAUUACUGCAGCUUUCAAGCAAGUUAGAGAAUUUCAUUAACACACGAAAACAGGAAGCAGAAUUAAACAAAGUAAAGCAUAUAGAAAAUAAACUAUUCAAAAAGAUGAACCAACUGGAAAAGCUCAUCUGGGGUGAAUUAGAGAAAAUGCAGAAUGAAUAUCAAUCAGGAUUUGAAUCGAUUCAUGACUCUCUCAGCUCCCUCCAGCGAAUACAGAAAACAAAGAUGGAUUUAGAGAAAUAUAAAGUACAGAAAGACCUAAAGAAAUUACAGCGUAAGAUAGUGGAACUCCAGGAAGUGUAAACUUCCCAUUCAUCUCCUUUUUCACCAGCCAGUGGGGUGGUUUGUUGGGAAAGACGGGGAAAAGAAAGUUAAUAUCUCUGGGAUGUUUACUGCUUCUAUUUCUUACCACCUUUUUAAGGAGAUAAAUGUACCAGAAAACCCAAUAAAGCAAAGAAGCUU
Vicugna pacos (alpaca) is the source of this 862-nucleotide messenger RNA. Lineage: Eukaryota; Metazoa; Chordata; Mammalia; Artiodactyla; Camelidae. The record is from RefSeq and is a predicted model, not a curated record.